UUAAAAAAUAUUUAAAAAACUAAGAAAAUUGCAAAAGGUUUUGAUUUUGCUUUCAUUCAAAAUUAAAAAAAAUUGAACUGUGAAUUGAAAUUAUUUUAAUUGUGAAGUGUUUCGAUUAAAGGAGGAAAAAUAAAAAUCUUAACGAACAAACAUUUUUGGAUAAUCUCGAAUAAAGAAGGAAGGAAAAUUGUGAAGAAAAGUUCGUAAAAAGAAAUCAUGAACAGUUUUGGUAGAAUGUAUCCCAACUUGAGUGCUUCAGACUUAUCAAACAUCAUAAUGAAAGGCAAAGGUGUCACAUCAAUGUCGUUGUUGGAAAAAGAUGCUGGAUUUUGUUCCGGAAGUUCUGAACAUGAAGACGAUCAUCACUCUCAUGAUGACUUACACAGUCCAACAGAUGCAUCGGAAGAUUCUGUUGAAGUGAAAUUCACACCGAUCUCAAAGAAUAAAAGGAAGAGUUCCGAGCCAUCACGAGUGGUGGUUGAUCCCGAACAGGGACCACUGAAGAAACGAUUCCGAUAUGAACACAAAUUCGAAAAUGAAUCUCAUCAUUUAAUUAAUAGUCACUUUCGUCCAUGGGCACCAAGCGAUGAUAAAGCAAGCCCAGCUGAUUUACUUAUUCGUCAUCCUGCCGUAACGACACUUCAUCGAGCCAUAACUUCGAAUGACAUUGAACAAGAUCAACCACUUGAAUUGGUCUCUAAGAAGUCUUCAAUCAGUCAAAGUUCAACGAAACCAUCGAAAGCAUCUUCAUAUGAAAGUUCAAUUGAAAAUUUAAUUAAGAAGACACAAAUCAGUCGAAUCUCUCAACAGCAAAAGGCAGAAGAUAUUCAUUUACCUCAAACUUCAACAUCAUCUGUUGCAUCAUCAAGUGCAAGUAUCCCGAAAGCGUCAUCAAAUAAACCAUCAUCACAACGAAACUACAAGAAUAUGACAAGAGAACGAAGAAUUGAAGCGAAUGCUCGAGAACGAACUCGAGUUCAUACAAUCUCAGCUGCCUAUGAUACAUUACGAAAAGCCAUCCCAUCAUACUCGAAUACGCAAAAGUUAUCAAAGUUAUCAGUGCUGCGAGUUGCAUGUUCAUACAUUUUAACAUUAAGUCGAAUGACGGGUGAAGAUUUUUCGGUUGAUCAAAGUGAACCACCAGUUCAAGAUUGUAUCGAUUCUGUAACAAGAACGAUUCAAACUGAAGGCAAGCUUCGAAGGAAGAAGGAUGAAUAAAAAAUGAUAUGAAGAGGAGAAACAGGUUGAUCACGAUAUCAUACAGGGCUCGAGAAGUUUUACGAAUGACUGGUUAUUCGACUGCAUUUCUUUAUUUGGCCAAAUCAAAAGAAAAACAUUUUAAAAGAAUAAGUUAACUGCUUUAAGAAGUUUCAAAAACUCUCAACUUGUUUCAAAGAUGAUGUUGUGCAACUCAUGUAAAUAGCUGUGUCUGAAUGUUAUCUUGUUCAAGAUCUUCAAAGUCUUUCGAAUUAAAUAAAAAAUAAAAAUAAAAAAUGAAAUAAAGUGAAGAAGAAAACAGUACAAAAAGAGUCAUGCUCAAUGUAAAGGCAAACAAGCCACACCGAAUCAUUCAUUGGUGAAUCACUUUCAAAGCGACAAUAACAAAUAUUUAAUAAUUGCGAAUCAAUUGUAUCUUCUGUCAAUUUAUCGAGUGCCAUGUUGAGCUUUCGAAUGGAUCAACGUAAUAGUUAAAAUGCCAAAAUAUCGAUGAGAAAGUGAAAUGUUUAAGUCGCACUUUUCAUGAAAAAAUAAAAAAGAAACGAAAUAUUUGCUCGGAUAAUUUCUUCCAAAAACUUUAGUCAUAUAAAAAAUGAAAUUGAUUAAAAUAAUGUGAUUUGAUAAGAAAAGUUAAUAUGUAAGUUUUAUAAAUAAAUAAUUUCGAUAAUUUCUUCCCAUAACUUGAAAAGAAAUAAAAAUUUGAAUGGAGAUUUGUGAAAAAUUAA
This is a messenger RNA of Clunio marinus, 1943 nucleotides long. NCBI's taxonomy places the organism in Eukaryota, Metazoa, Arthropoda, Insecta, Diptera, Chironomidae. The record is from the annotation of a GenBank genome assembly.